This is a messenger RNA of Paramacrobiotus metropolitanus, 1516 nucleotides long. RefSeq lists its product as uncharacterized. Lineage: Eukaryota; Metazoa; Tardigrada; Eutardigrada; Parachela; Macrobiotidae. The transcript has 2 exons. The record is from RefSeq and is a predicted model, not a curated record. The coding region runs from base 726 to 1394 and encodes 222 amino acids.
CCACUGACCGCAUUAUUGACUGCACAGUUUUUUAGUACCAGUACCAGGUAUAACGCUAACACUCGUAAGAGUCGCGAAUCCUGAAACGCGGCUCGUGGAUAAUAUUUUUUAUAUUUUUAUUUGUGAAUGAUGUGUUGACAAAAGCCUGUAAUUAAUUUUCACUUCUACUUACUUUGGUAACUAAAUGUAAAUAGCGGAUGCACUGUUGAUUGUAUUGAAUUUUGUCUGGUGUGGUGUUCAUUCUGACACUGCCUGGGGGUAUGUUGGGUUUUUCGCCGAAUUCUUCCCCACCGGCAUGUACCAACAUAUUAUCACAUAUUUUACUGUACGGAUCUACAAAACAGUAAUAAUUGACGAACGCGACCAUGCUAUCGUUUGAGCUUUUUUUCCAUUAUUCUCUUGACAUUUCCUUCCAUUCCUAGGUACUUCAUACGAUUAAUUUAAUAUAUAUGGUUCCAGUUAACAAUGACCACCCGGGAAACUUGCCAUGGAUGUGGACUGCAGUGAUAAUACUACCAUUGUACAUCAAACUGAUUAAUUUGCGACCGUUUUCCAGAAGCAUGAAAUCCACUUAGCUAGAUCAUUAAGAACACCCUCAAAUAUAUAAGCAUUUUCCAACUGAAGAGAAAUUUUGUUUUUAAUGGAGUUAUGCGCGAUUAGCAUAUUAUUUUAUAUGGAGUAUCGCCACUGAUUUUGCCAACGAUAUUACCGUAGCCGACUGCGAAAUGGGAUACCAGACUAAGCAUCCACGCACAAUAGUCGUUCUAGCCAGUAUUCAAAAGUAUCUGGGAUCUGUGUUCGGACUGCUGCUUGCCUUCGGGCUGGGAAUAUUUUCUGGACAGCAGGAAUGUCAUACCUCGCACCAUGGAGAACAUCCGGAAAUUCUGUUUUCUUGGAGGCGAUGGACACUGAUGACAUUCGAAAUCCUCGACAUCAUCUGCAUGCUGAUCGCGGGAAAGAUUGGCAGAUCCGCUAUUGCAUUUAAGCAUGGCCAAUGCCAGCAACGCAAUCUCCGCCGGUUCUUUGCUCUGAAUGUGAUAGGACUGAUGAUCUCAAUUAGCGACAUGAUAACCACCAUAUGCAUAUUACUGGACGUAUCGAACCUGGCCGGCAACAUAUGGAUCAUUGACGCUAAAAGCGACUUUUAUUUACCGGCUACUGUGAUUUUUUUCGUUUUCAUAGUCAUGAAAAUCGGCAUACAAGCCGCAUCGCUUUUACUUUCUUUUGACUGCGUCUUUCCCCAUCCCAUAUCGAGAUCGCAUACGCUGUUGGAUUUUGACGGGGCAGCUUUAAAAGGUGACCGGAAGUCGUCAAUAUCUAGCCACAGGAAAAUUUCUGCAAUUUCGAAUGGAAUUAGGAAAAGUUCUUUACCGAAAGCAGUUUCUGACGUUUAACAUAAGCCAUUGUUAAUAUAAGUAAUUCAAUUAUUUAUUUAAAGCAGCAUGGUAGCGUGGGACGGAGUGAUUAAGUGCUGUAAAAUAAAGGUAUACAAUAAGCGUCAAAGGCGGUCGCGCAU